AUGGGUAACGUCGACGUUGGUCAGGUGAACAACGAGACUGUUGUUGCGAGCAGCUGCGAGCGCAUGUCCGUGUGCGGUCAGGUCUUUGCUGGACAGAAGCUCCGGUGGGUUCUAUUGGAUCAGAUCGGGACUGCAAGUCGACUCGCCAUUAACGCGCCACUGGUAACCAGUGUGCGCAUUCGCACGAGUAUAGGUGGGUCAUGGAUUUCUACGGAUGUUCGCAACAUCACGAUCGAGGACACGGACACGCAGGAGUAUACUCUGGAGUAUGAGGCGCAAGGUUCUGGCACACAAGUGGUUCAAGUGGACAUCAAUGGUCAACCCGCAGCCCUGUCGCCUGUGGUUCUCGAAGUUGUUCCCCCUCCAUUACGCCAGAUUGACUGCCCUCCGGGCAGGCAGCCAGGCGUUGCCGGCGUUUGCACAGCUUGUGCACCAGGCACUGCUUCAGCGGGCGGUGGUGCCCCAUGCCGACCAUGCGAUCCGGGCACUUUCCAGCCACUUGAAGAGCAGUCAAACUGCGAUGCUUGCGCAGUCGGCAGAUUUCAAGAAGCACCCGCGUCGCUGCGCUGUGAAUUGUGUCCGCCAGGAUAUUCCAGCCGCGGCAAGACGGGGUCUUUGGUUUGCAGUCCAUGUGAUCCUGGCCAGGAGGCUCCCAACAAUGGCUCCGAGAGGUGUUCACUUUGUCCUCGUGGUUUCUACAGCGAAGAGGAGGGAUCCAGCCAUUGUGUACAGUGCAAUGGCGGGAAGGGGACCACCGAGCAGGGUGUGACAGAUCCCGGUCUAUGCAUUUGCCUCCCUGGAGAGUUCAUUGUCGCUGGUUCAGGAGGCAACGACACUUUGGGCGGGCAAUGCACUCCAUGCCCUCAGGGACUCGUAUGUCCAGGAGGUAACGGCCCUCCGUUGCAAAAAGCUGGAUACUGGGUGGACAGUGCAGAGCACGGAUAUUCGGCCUACCGGUGCCGCGAUAAGUGGCAAUGCCCGGAGGGGCCUGUGGGUGAGUGCUCCGAUGGCCGUGAGGGGCUCGCUUGCAACAACUGCAAGGAGUGGCAUCGUCAAGGAACGCAAGGCAAAUGCAAGCCGUGUGAGGGUGUGGAUGUUCUUCCGGCGAUGCUGCUUUUGCUGGCAACAGUGCUGACCGGAGGGGUCUUGCUUUCCUUCGUCCACACCAAUGCAGCGCGCCAGCGGCUUGGCCAGGUGACUGUAUUCCUGACCGCCGGCCAGAUAAUCCUGAUGUUGCAACUCAUGGCGGCCAUGAGGAACUUGGAUUUGCAAUGGACAGGACCUGCACUCUACGUGAUCGAGUUUCUUGAAAUCUUUGCCUUUGACGUGGACUUCCUGAACAUAGGAUGCGUCGUGUCCAACGACGGCGCUGUGCUAACCUUUGCCAUGCAGCUUUUGGCGUACCCAGUUUUUGCAGCAUUGCUCAUACUGGUGUGGGUUUGCAUCAGCCGACUGGGGCUGGAGGUAACAGCGAACGAUGUGAUCAACAUGAACGGCCUGGCCUUGCUCACACUGUACAUGACUCUCACCAUCAACUCGCUUUUGCCAUUGCAAUGCGUCGCCAACCCGAAUGGGACUUUCAGCAUGCAGACGCAGCCUGGUGUGAUAUGCUUCCAGUCCGAUGAGCACUGGGCGCUGAUGGGCAUGUGCGUUCUCGGCAUCCUUAUGUACCCAGUGGGUAUUCUUUCCGUGGCUUUGCGGGCCACGAUUAUGUACCCGUCCUACAUCAGCUCCGGGAAGGGACUCCUUAUCGUCAAUCGAUACCGAUUCCUAUUCGAGCGAUUUCGUGCUAGCCGCUAUUACUAUGGCGUCAGCUAUCUGCUGAGGAACACGCUCCUGGCCCUCAUUCCGGUUGCUGUCGCAAGCUUCCCCACAGUCCAAGUCGUUUUGCUGGCGGCCGUGCUCCUCGUAGGCAUGCUGGUGCAGAUCCGCACAUGGCCGUGGAGGACGCAAGUGGCCAACGUCACAGACAUGCUGUUCUCCACUGCCGUGGUGCUUUUCCUCGUGGUGGCGGGGCCCAUCCUCAGUUCGGAGUCGGCUCAAGACCGCCAGGCUUAUGCAGGCUUUUUGUCCUGGUCCUUCACCAUGCUGCUGGCCUUUGCCUUUUUGACCUUGUUUGUAACGAUUGCCCUCUUCCUUUGGAGACGAUGCCAUCCAGAAAAGACCUACAAGAUUUUCCUGACGCAUCACAAGAGUGCAGCCGGCGCCCUUGCACGCUUCAUCAAGAGCAUCUUGAACAAGCACUCCCAUGACAAAGUUUUCUUGGACUCGGAUGAGUUGCAGGACUUGGAUUCUCUGUUCGAGAGCGUACGCAGCAAUGUGGCUUUCUUGGUGCCUCUGCUGACGCCUCAGAUGAUUUCCCGCCCUUGGUGCGUGGGGGAGCUUGUUACAGCUCAUUUCAAUCGCGUACCUCUUCUACCCAUAUCCUGCGAUGGAUACAGACUCAGUUCUUCCGUGAAUGCUGCACAGCUUGUCAAUGCCUGGAGCCCCGACGACUUCCAGCCCCUUUUGGCUGUGGGCAUCCAGGAGGACAUGAUCGAUGCGAUGAUUGAGCACCUCUAUGCGCUCCCUUCCAUUGCUCUCAACCGUCGCGGGUCUAUGGAGGACCAAGAGGCUACGAUUCUUCGGGUCAUCACUAGCAGUGAAAUGAAGCGUCGUCGCUUUGUCGAUUCUGCAUCCACAUCUGGAGGUGCACGUGUCUUGGUCAUUGGGCACACGGAGGAUGAGGAGGCUAUGUCUGCCAGCAUGGUGCUUCAGAUGGAGCUGCAACGACUGCUGCAGGAGCGAGUUGCCGGACCACGAACCCGCGCUGAGAUAACCAAAGCAUUGCCAACCGCUGACUCCCUCGUUGUGCUGCUUCACAAAGGGGUGCUAGACAAUGCUACUUUCGCCGAGAUGAUACUCGAAGCGAGUCGGGCAGCGCUGAAGGACAGCGACGGCACUGGAUCGGACAUGAUGAUGACGAAGGUACCGUCGAUCGCUUCAUCUAGCUCUGGUGGGGAUAGGCAAGCGCGAGCCUGGACCAAGCUAAUCACUGUGAAUGCAGAUGCAGGCUUUGUUUAUCCCGGCCAUGAGUUCUACACGGUUUUGCACGGACAGGGUUUGGGAGUUGACGGGCUUGGACCUGACAUGGGACCCUAUUUGGUAGAUGCGUACAAAGCAAUCUUCAAGAAGAUCUCUAUGCCCUUCAGCUGCUCUCAUGCUGCAGAAGGAUUGCUUCUGCAGCAAGCUAAAGAGAUUUCCAAGCGCUUGGUCGCCUCAAUGGAUACCAUGUUGAUGGGCAAAACCUCCACCGGACGCAAUGGAAACAGCGUCCCGGGUUCAGCAACUUCGGACCUUUUGAACUCCAUCAGUCCCGGAAGUGUCCGGACGUCUCGUGAUCGUGCCAAGGACAUUGCAGACAAGGCCUCCCCCGCGCUCAGGCCGGCCGAAGUGGCAGAUGCUAUCACCGACUUUGAGGAACUGGGUCGCUUGAGCUCCUUAGGUGCAUCGGACAGUGAUUCAGAGGGGCGGCUCGGAUGUAUAAGUGCAGGAAUUGCUUUUGAGCUGCCGCGUUCUGAGGACGCGGAGCAUCGUUCAUUUUAG
Molecule: messenger RNA, 3585 nt
Organism: Symbiodinium sp. CCMP2456
Lineage: Eukaryota; Dinophyceae; Suessiales; Symbiodiniaceae
Source: the annotation of a GenBank genome assembly